UAAAAAAUUUAAUGAGACGCAACGCUAAAAAAUAAACAUAAUAAUGUAAACCUAGUGCCAAAUGGUUGCAGACGAGCCGAAAACAGAAAAAGAAACAAGAGUAAAUGGUUCGGUGUGAGAGUGAAAUAAAAUUUUUCAUUUGCGGCUAAUGAUUAAAGUGUAUGCGGAAUGCAAUUGGGGUCCCUUCGACAUCGACCCAUUUCCAGCAAUGCGUCGCGUGACCCCCAAAGGCCAGGGACUUCGACUCCGGCAUCAACAACGAUGGGGCGAUUAAAAGACCGACGGAGACGUGUUAAAAACAAAUUCGCAUUAAUGAGAGACAAUCGGGGUGUGUGUUUCAACUCCAAGUAUCACAUCGAGGUGGACUUCGAGGUGCCCAAGAAACUGCAAUGGUACUAUGCACCCCCCUUCUUUGGUUUCUGGUUUAUCCUCUACUUGUCCGUGGUCAACACCCAAGUCAAUCACAUGCCCAGGGGACUCACACGCAGCGAGGAGUCAUCGCAUCCGGGUGCCUUUAUAGCUCAACGUGCCGAGGACACGCUCAUUGAGCUAACACGCAUUGGACCUCGCGUGGUGGGAAGUGUGGCCAAUGAGGUGACCACUGUGCAGUUCCUCCGAGAUGAGGUGGCCAAGGUGGCGGCCGAGGCUAACGAACGCUUCGAGCUGGAGGUUGAUGUGCAACAGGCAUCGGGCGCCUACGUCCAUUGGACCAUGGUGAACAUGUAUCAGGGCAUACAGAAUGUGGUCGUCAAGCUGAGCGAGAAGGGCAGCACCAGCGAGAACUAUCUGCUUAUUAAUAGCCAUUACGAUUCUGUACCUGCCAGUCCGGGUGCUGGCGAUGAUGGUUCCAUGGUGGCCACCAUGCUGGAAGUGAUGCGCGUGAUUGCCAAGUCCGAUGAGCCGCUGGCCCAUCCCAUUGUCUUUCUGUUCAAUGGCGCCGAGGAGAAUCCGUUGCAGGCAUCACACGCUUUCAUCACGCAGCACAAAUGGGCAAAGAACUGCAAAGCACUCAUCAAUCUGGAUUCUGCUGGCAGCGGUGGUCGUGAGAUCUUGUUUCAAUCCGGUCCCAAUCAUCCUUGGUUAAUGAAAUACUAUCGCCAAGUACCACAUCCGUUUGCCACAACCUUGGGCGAGGAAAUCUUUCAAGCUGGUUACAUUCCAUCCGACACGGACUUUCGCAUCUUUCGGGAUUAUGGAGGUGUUCCUGGCCUCGACAUGGCCUACAUAUUCAAUGGCUAUGUCUAUCACACCAAGUACGAUCGAGUUAAUGUCUUUCCGCGCUCAUCCUUCCAGCACACGGGCGACAAUGUGCUCUCUUUAGCCAAGUCCUUGGCCAACGCGCCUGAAAUGGAUGACCCUGAGGCUCAUGCCGAAGGUCACAAUGUGUUCUAUGACUUUCUGGGCUGGUUCAUGAUUUUCUAUACAGAGAGCACAAGUGUUAUAAUCAACUCGGUCAUAGGUGCGAUUGCUCUGUUGGCAAUUGUCAUCUCCUUAUACUUUAUGUCGUUGCGAUCAGGUUGCAGCCUGGUAGGUGUCUUGACUCGUUUUGGCAUCGUAUUCGGCAUACAGCUGGUAUCCUUGGCAUUGGCUUUAGGUCUUGCGGUGCUUGUGGCUGUCUUCAUGGAUGGCGUAGAUCGUUCGUUGAGUUGGUUUACGCACAUGUGGCUCAUCAUUGGUCUGUACGGGUUCCCUAUCAUCUUUGGCAUGAGCAUUCUACCCUCACUUUAUCUGGAAAAGACCAAAAAGGAUCUGCUUAGUCUUGGAUUUCGAGUGCAGCUUUUCAUGCAUUCCCAUUGCAUUUGCCUGAUCAUUUUGCUGAUCGCACUGACAGCCAUGGGCAUACGAUCAGCCUGCUUCCUAAUGAUCUGCGUGUUCUUCGAUAUCAUCGCACUCAUUGUCAAUCUGGUGACCAAAUGGCAUCGCAAAGCUUAUUUGUUUGCCAUUGCCGUCAUGGUCUGCCAGGUACUGCCAUUUGUCUAUUUCACUUACAUUCUGACAGGAGUUUUAAUGACUAUCGUUCCCAUGCUGGGACGUUCGGGUGCCUCAUCGAACCCGGACAUGGGCAUAGCUCUGGCUACUUGGUUCUUUUCGCUAAUAUUUUCGGGUUUCCUUGUGCCACUUAUCAUGUUCUUCCGCAAAACUAGAACCAUAGUUCUGUGCUUCUUUGCUGGCACUAUUUUGUUCAUUAUCAUUGCGGUAACAAACGUGGGAUUCCCGUUCCAGCCUAAGACUUCAGCCCAACGCUAUGCCAUGAUACAUGCGCAUCGUGUGCUUCACAAUGCUGAUGGCACAACUAGGACUGAUGAGAGCGGCAUUUAUAUUUACCCUCAGGAUCGACGUAUCAAUAUUGCUGAAGAUGAGAUCAAAGCCUUUGGAGAAAUACACAAAGUCAGUGAAUAUUGUGACGAGGAAAUGUUUUGCGGCAUGCCACUUUACAACCAUCGUUGGAGUAAGGCUCGGGAAUACAGCUUGUGGAUACCGAUAAGUGCGAAGCCACAGAUUCCCACUGAGUAUCCUAGUCUAAUUCUACAGGAUAUCGAAGAGCUAGAAGAGUCAACUCAGAGACGUUUCAACUUUUCAUUAACUGGACCCGAUCAUAUGACCAUUUUUGUGAAUGUCAAAAACGAUGCCAAGCUACUGGAUUGGUCCUUCAAUGAUACGCUGCUUAAGGAAAAUGAAGCUCCGCCACAUUUUAUCUACUUCUCAUAUGGACUCGAUAGCAGUGCACUCGAGUUUACCAUCGAUGUUGAGAAGACAACAUCAUCGUUUGACACACCCACCUUGGAGAUUGGCAUAGGAGGCCAUUGGGUGCAUCAUGAAUCUAUGAGAUCGCAGAGUUUUAGCGACCACAUCGACAGCUUCCCUUCCUAUGCAUAUGUUCAGGCCUGGGUGGGCACUUACGAGAGUUGGUAUUUCUAAGGGGACGAACGGUAGAAAUUAAGCUAAAUAAUGUAUAAUAAAAUAUUAUUUAUGUACUAAUUGUAGUGCCUAAGUUGUUGUACGAUUAUAAAACCAUUACCCAAUUAACUGUAAUAUACUUUUAUAGAAUCUGAUAAAUAAAUCAAUUUAGUUAUUUACGCACUUAACUUAU
Molecule: messenger RNA, 3091 nt
Organism: Drosophila sulfurigaster albostrigata
Lineage: Eukaryota; Metazoa; Arthropoda; Insecta; Diptera; Drosophilidae
Product: endoplasmic reticulum metallopeptidase 1
Biological process (GO): proteolysis
Molecular function (GO): metalloexopeptidase activity
Source: RefSeq, a predicted model, not a curated record